AUGUCAGAUUCUGAUUCGCAAAAAUAUCUAACAAUAAGAAAUGAAAUAGAUGUAUUUGUAUUAGCUCGUAAACAAUUAGAAGAACGGCGAAAAAUUGACGAGGAACAAGAACAACGUUGGGCAAUUGUUGCUAGAAAGAAAAUGAAUCAAGGCUCGGGGAACGAAAAACAAGAUUUGAAUAAUACAAAAUCAAUAGCAGGUUUAGAUGAUUCUACUUUAAUAUUCUGUGGAGCACCAAAUUCAGGUAAAUCAACGUUAUUAUCUCGUUUUAUUGAAUUUGGCGGUGCUCCUUCAACAUCAUUUCGUCAACAACCUACUGAAAAAAGUAUUGCUCUUGAAUAUAAAUUUGUUAACAAAAUACUAAGAGGAAGUAGUCGUCAGUUAGUUCAUUGCUGGGAAUUGGCUGGUGGUGGUUCAAUGACCAAUUUGUUAGAAAUCCCUUUUAAUCAACCUUCUAGGAUCGCUUCUAUAUUGCUUUUUGUUGAUUUGACAAUGCCUGAACAAUUGCAACAAAUAACUGAUCCAAUUAUGACAUUUUGUCAGAAGCAAGUUGAGAAAUGGAUGAUAACAGAUAUAGAGCCCCAACAAAUAAAAGAAGAGUCGAAAAUUAUAAAGCCUCUUGGUAUUCCAUUAGUACUUGUAUGUGGACGUUAUGAUGACUUCCAGACAUUUAGUGCACGAAUAGAUUCUUUAAUGCAAAAGGCACUUUUAUUGCUUUCAAAUGCAGUUUUAGAUGUGCCUUUCCCAAGAACAUUUGCAACUGAUCCUCAACAGCCUCUUUUUGUAUUACCAUAUGGAAUUGACUCUUUUGAGAAAAUUGACCCUUCAGAAGAAUCUUUAAUUAAUUCUAUAAGUUCAUAUAGUGAAGCUAUGUUUAAUUAUAUACAAUCAUUAAAUUCUGCUUUCCCUCAACUACAGCAACAAAUUGAUGAUGCUGGAGGAGGUGAGCGAGAUAGACGACAACAAUUCGAUGAACCUAGAAUUGAUGCAUUUGUAGAGGAAAGAAUGAGGAAAUUAGAAUUGCAUGUUAGAGAAUUGCAAGAUAGGUUAAAAACAGAGAAAAACUUGGAAAAUCGACAAAAUAUUUAA
Meloidogyne enterolobii is the source of this 1089-nucleotide messenger RNA. Lineage: Eukaryota; Metazoa; Nematoda; Chromadorea; Rhabditida; Meloidogynidae. The record is from the annotation of a GenBank genome assembly.